CAAAUGUAUGUGCAUGUGUAUGUACUAUAAAUAUUGAAAUGUAUGUAUUCACGCGCUUGCCUUGCUGACUUACCCGAUUUACGUGCCCAGAAUUCACCAACGGAAUUUCAAAAUGUAUUUAGUUGUUUAUUGGUAGUUGGACUUCGUGUUUGGCUUCUUGAAUUAACGCCACCCGCCCUUCGUGUGCGAAGUAUAGCUUGCAUUGAAGAGGUCAUAUGCUUGCUAAAAUCAAAAAAUAAAAACAAAAACCAAAACAAAAAAAUUUUAGAGCAAUUUUAAGUACAAUCCGCAACACCUCUCUAGCUUUGGAGCUGGUUGCGGAAGAGCGUGCUGCCGCAAUGUAAAUAUUCAAAUUUUUGGAAAUCGUCUUCUUCUCUUUUUUGAGAGCUACGGUCUCGUCGCGCGCGCUUCAUUUGGAAUUUUUUGAAGUAUAAAAAGCGUCGCGAUUUUUGAAAAAGUAUGUCAGUUUUGUUUUAAUCAACCGACAGUGAGAAUCUAAUCAGCUUAAGCACACAAUGAGUCCAUUCGUUUUUGCCGCUGUUCUAUCUACCUUGGCGCUCUCUGCCAACGCUGGUAUCAUUGCCGCACCUGCGCCUUUGGCGUACGCUGCUGCCCCAGCACCUCUGGCCUACGCCGCUGCUCCAGCUGCCUACGCCGCUGCACCAGCUGCCUACGCUUCUGGUCCCAUCUAUGCUCGUUACGCCGCCCCGGCUCCACUGGUUGCCGCCGCUCCAGCUCCAUUUGCCGCUGCCUCACCCAUUGUGAAUCCAGUCGUUGCCAGAACUUUCGCCGCCGCUCCAGCACCCCUCCUUGCCCCAAGAGCUUUGGCUGCACCAAUUGCCGCUCCAUUUGCCGCCCCAGCACCCGUUGUUGCUGCUCCAGCGCCUGUAGUUGCCGCUAGAGCUUUGGCCGCACCAGUUGCUGUCGCCUCCGACAUUGUUGACCCACACCCACAAUACACCUACGCUUACAAUGUACAAGAUGCUUUGACCGGUGACUCCAAGACCCAAGAGGAGACCCGCGAUGGUGACAUCGUUCGUGGCUCAUACUCGCUCAUCGAACCGGACGGUUCCCGUCGUAUUGUCAACUACUACGCUGAUCCCAUCAACGGUUUCAACGCUGUCGUCCAAAAGGAUGUGCCAGUCGCCGCUGUUGCUCCCGUGGUCGCCGCCAAGGCUCUUGCUGCCCCAGUUGUGGCCGCUCCAGCACCCAUCGUUGCCGCCAAGACUCUUGCCGCUCCAAUUGUUGUCUAAACAAAAGGAACUGCUUGGAAAAUUGACCAUUGACCGAUAGAUAACCAACGUACCGACACACUCUUGUCCAAAAUGUCAGCUAUUAGUUGAGUUGCUUGCCUUGCCGGAUAACUUGGGAGCGCUGUGCGCGCCAACUAUUAGGUAGAACAAUGCAAUUCAACGAGGGACAUCCAUUUGUAAAUAAACUAGAAAAAAACUCAUUGUCUUUGUUGAAAACUUUCAUCGUUAAUAAAAAAAACUGUUAAAACAAAAAA
This is a messenger RNA of Bactrocera oleae (olive fruit fly), 1507 nucleotides long. It is a transcript of the gene Cpr64Ad, whose product is annotated as Cuticular protein 64Ad. Gene Ontology annotation, cellular component: extracellular matrix. Lineage: Eukaryota; Metazoa; Arthropoda; Insecta; Diptera; Tephritidae. The record is from RefSeq and is a predicted model, not a curated record.